Messenger RNA from Lactuca sativa (garden lettuce), 2027 nucleotides. Its product is annotated as AICARFT/IMPCHase bienzyme family protein. Gene Ontology annotation, cellular component: cytosol. Gene Ontology annotation, molecular function: phosphoribosylaminoimidazolecarboxamide formyltransferase activity; IMP cyclohydrolase activity. Lineage: Eukaryota; Viridiplantae; Streptophyta; Magnoliopsida; Asterales; Asteraceae. Gene Ontology annotation, biological process: 'de novo' IMP biosynthetic process. The record is from RefSeq and is a predicted model, not a curated record.
AUAUGCAGAACGCAGCUGACAAUCGGACAUCGAAAACAAAACCCUCACAAAAAUGCUCAGCUUCGGUGCUCCGUCCACCACCAUCACCGCCUCAACCGCCGUAACUAGCCGUGUUUCUCCGACAACAUAUUCUCUCCUUCCGUUUACUGUUUCUCCUUUGUCUGAUUCUCAGAGAAGUAGCAAUUUUUGCUUCCAACAGCUAUUAAGCUGUUCAUCACGUUUCAAUUGUUAUCGAAACAAGGCUACUGCAGAAGCUGCUGAAACCAUGGCCGGCUCUAUCGCCUCUGCAUCUGGAAGUAAGCAGGCGUUAAUUUCAUUGUCAGACAAGAAGGAUCUGGAUCUUCUUGCCACUGGACUUCAAGAAUUGGGAUACACAAUUGUGUCAACUGGAGGAACAGCAUCUGCUCUGGAGAAAGCUGGAAUUUCUGUAAGAAAAGUUGAAGAGCUUACCAAUUUCCCUGAAAUGCUUGAUGGUCGUGUAAAAACUUUACAUCCAAAUGUACAUGGAGGUAUUCUUGCUAGAAGAGACCAAAACCAUCACAUGGAAGCUCUAGACAAGCACAAUAUCAGUACAUUUGAACUAGUUGUGGUAAAUUUAUAUCCCUUCUAUGAAAAAGUCACUUCCACCAAUGGAGUUACAUUUGAUGAUGGAAUUGAGAACAUUGAUAUCGGUGGCCCUACAAUGAUAAGAGCUGCAGCAAAGAAUCACAAAGAUGUCUUGGUUGUAGUUGACACCCAAGAUUACCCUUUAGUUCUACAAUUCCUCAAAUCCAACAAAGAUGACCAACAAUUUAGAAGAAAACUCGCAUGGAAAGCUUUCCAACAUGUUGCUUCUUAUGACUCUGCAGUUUCUGAGUGGUUAUGGAAACAAACUGAAGAAGAUAAAUUUCCACCUACAUUCACUAUCCCACUUUCUCUCAAGAGUUCACUUCGCUAUGGUGAAAACCCUCAUCAAAAGGCUGCAUUUUACACUGAUAGCAGCUUAUCUGAGUUUAAUGGUGGUGGAAUUGCAACAGCUAUUCAACACCAUGGAAAGGAAAUGUCAUAUAAUAACUAUUUGGAUGCGGAUGCAGCUUGGAAUUGUGUUUGUGAAUUUGAAAAGCCAACUUGUGUUGUUGUAAAACACACAAAUCCUUGUGGAGUAGCUUCACGUGAUGAUCUUAUUGAAGCAUAUAGGUUAGCUGUAAAAGCUGAUCCUGUGAGUGCUUUUGGUGGGAUUGUAGCCUUCAACAAAGAAGUUGAUGAGGCUCUUGCUAGAGAUAUAAGAGAAUUCAGAAGCCCAACAGAUGGUGAAACUAGAAUGUUCUAUGAAAUUGUUGUUGCUCCAAGUUAUUCCCAAAAAGGUCUUGAAAUCCUACGUGGAAAGUCAAAGACUUUGAGGAUUCUAGAAGCAAAGAAAAAUAAAAGUGGAAAGCUCUCACUUAGACAAGUGGGUGGUGGUUGGUUAGCUCAAGAUUCCGAUGAUUUAACACCCGAAGAAAUCAAAUUCGAUGUUGUUUCCAAGAAGGUUCCGGAAGCUUCCGAGCUUAGUGAUGCUAAAUUCGCAUGGUUGUGUGUCAAACAUGUCAAAAGCAAUGCAAUUGUAAUAGCGAAGGAUAAUUGUAUGUUGGGUAUGGGAAGUGGGCAGCCGAAUCGUUUGGAGAGUUUAAGGAUUGCUUUAAGGAAAGCCGGAGAUGAAGUCAAAGGAGCCGCUUUGGCUAGUGAUGCCUUUUUCCCAUUUGCAUGGAAAGAUGCGGUUGAGGAAGCAUGUGAAAGUGGGAUUGGUGUAAUUGCUGAGCCAGGUGGCAGCAUAAGAGAUGGCGAUGCGAUUGAUUGUUGUAAUAAAUAUGAUGUUUCACUUGUGUUAACUGGUGUGAGGCACUUUCGACAUUGAGGGGUAAAAAUGUAAUUUAAGUGUGUUGACUUGGACCAAGAAUCGAAAAGAUUUUGGUGUUUUAAGUGUACGAGGCUAAGAGCUGUGUUGAGCUCCAUGUACGGGAUUUUCUGAAGAUGUACUAAUCAUAAUAAUGGGUGGAUUUUUUUUAAUA